UGGUGGGCGGGGCCAGCGGGCUGCGCCGGACGCGGCCCCCAAGCACGGAGCGGCCCGGAGAGAGCGACGGUGCCAGCUGGGCGCUGGGGAAGAAGCCUGCGCCUGACUGGCGGGCGGCCAGCGGGACAGAGAGUGUGGGCUGAGCCUGGCAGUGCCCGCUGGGGGCCUGGGCAACAACGGCCACCGCGCAGCGGGCACCCUGAGUCACUGACAGGGCCGCCCGGGCACGGGGGGGGGGGCGCGCGGUGCCCCCUGGGAGAGCCUGGGGUUACCAGGGCCGCCCGGGCACGGGGGGACUGGCAGUGCCCAUCAGGAGGGGGGGCCUGGGGUUACCAGGGCCGCCCGGGCACGGGGGACACGCGGUGCCCGCCGGACACUAAGGACGCCCGGGUCUUUACUUUCCCCGGGGUUAUUAACAGCUAGGCCUGGGAAUGGUAGCCGGGGGCGAUGCCCCGUCAGGGCGGGACCGCAAGGCUGACCCACUUCGGGGCGGCAGGAAGCAAUCAGACAGGCCCCUGAAGGCGCUCCCUGGGAGGAAGGGGCAGGCUGACUGCCCCGGGGCCAGCCGGGCUCUCCGCUGCCCUCGGGCCGCCCGGGACUGCUGGCCCUGCCCGCUGCCCGCAGCCCGGUGGCCCCGCCCACUGCCUGAGAUUCCUGCUGAGGUCACCCUGGGACUGGGCGGGGGAGGAGAAGCAGCUGCCGAAGCCCAGCCCCCGUGUGGCCCUGCCCUAGAGCCCUAGCAAGAGCUGGCUGCCCGGAGCAUCUUAAACCAGACUUGUAGUAGGCACUUCCUAAAUGCUCAUCAAGUGAACAAUCCUGUGCAGUAAAUAAAAUGCAUAAGUCCAACUCACUCUACAUUCUCUGAAUCCCUUCUGCGUGCAACAAUCUUUCCUGAGCACACAGACCUUGCCGUCAAGGAGAUUCCAGUAGACCAGGAAGAUCACUGCAUGUACAUAGGGCAGGGCUUUAUCAAUGGCUCCCAAGCGCAAGGCAGCGAGUGAAAGCACAGGAAGCUCCAAGAAGAAGGAGAAAUCAGAGGUGGAGGAUGGCUUCCACUCGGCCAAGGAGGCCCUUAAAGCUGCACCCAAAGAGACACGAAAAGCUCGGGUGGAUUCCAUGUGUCCACUCAGCAGCAAGCCUAAUGUCCAGGUAUACGGGGACUAUGACUGUACCCUGAACCAGACCAACAUAGGGAACAACAACAACAAAUUCUACAUCAUCCAGCUGCUGGAUGAGAACGGCAGCUACCAUAGCUGGAACCACUGGGGUCGUGUGGGAGAGAAGGGCCAGUCCAAACUGCAAUCUUUCUCCUCCCUGGACGAAGCUAAGCGAGACUUUGAGAAGAAGUUCUGGGACAAAACCAAGAACCGCUGGGCUGAUCGGGACAAUUUUGUGGCCCAGUCGGGCAAGUAUACGCUCAUUGAAGUGCAGGCUGGUGAUGGCAAAGAGGGCCAGGAAAUUGGGGUCAAGGUGGACAGAGUGGACGGGGUUCAGGCUAUUCGGCAGAAGGUCAAGCCCUGUACCCUAGAUUCAGCCACCCAGGAACUGGUGUCCCUCAUUUUCAGCCAUGAUAUGUUCAAUGAUGCAAUGAAGACCAUGAACCUUGAUGUUAAGAAGAUGCCCUUGGGAACGCUGAGCAAGCAACAGAUUGCCAAGGGCUUUGAGGCCUUGGAGGCCCUAGAGGCUGCCCUACAGAAGAGCGCAGAUGCAAAAGAGCUGGAGGAACUAUCCUCCUGCUUCUACACAAUCAUCCCCCAUAACUUUGGCAGAACCCGGCCCCCGCCCAUCAACUCGCAGGAGAUCCUUCAGGCCAAGAAGGACAUGUUGUUGGUCCUGGCUGACAUUGAGCUGGCCCAGGCCCUGAAGGCUGGACAGGAGGAGGAGGAACAGAAGAUAAAGGUGGAAGAAGUGCCCCACCCACUGGACCGGGAUUAUGGGCUCCUGAGAUGCCAGCUGCAGCUCCUGGAGACAGACACUCAUGAGUACAAGCUGAUUGAAAUCUACCUGAAGAAGACAGGAUGGCCUCAUCUCCGCCUCCUCCAUGUCUGGAAAAUAAAUCGAGAGGGAGAGGGGGAGCGGUUCCGGGCCCACACGGACCUGGAGAACCGGCGCCUGCUGUGGCACGGCACCAAUGUGGCUGUGGUGGCCGCCAUCCUCAAGAGCGGCCUCCGGAUCAUGCCCCACUCGGGCGGGCGCGUGGGCCAGGGCAUCUACUUCGCUUCUGAGAACAGCAAGUCUGCUUGUUACGUGGGCUGCACCUCUCAGAAAAUCAGCCUCAUGUUCCUGAGCGAGGUGGCCCUGGGCCUGGAGUACCGCAUCACGCAGGACGACUGCAGCCUCCGGCAGCCGCCCCCGGGCUUCCACAGCGUCAUCGCCCAGGGCCAAACGGAGCCCGACCCCAGCCAGGACGUGGCUCUGGAGCUGGAAGGGCACAAGGUGAUGGUGCCCCAGGGCCCGCCUGUGCCCAUGCCUGACUUCAGAGGGUCCUCGUUCUUCCAGAGCGAAUACCUGAUCUACAAGGAGAGCCAGUGCCGGCUGCGCUACCUGCUGCAGCUGCACUUCUGAGCUUCCCAGCCCCAGGGUCCUUCUCCCUGGUCCCAGAGGAGGCUCCUCUGGCCCAGAACCUGUGCAUUUCUUGUAACUACGACAGGAAGGAAUAAAGUCUUUCCAGCUGA
Sarcophilus harrisii (Tasmanian devil) is the source of this 2675-nucleotide messenger RNA. RefSeq names its product poly(ADP-ribose) polymerase family member 3 (gene PARP3). Gene Ontology annotation, cellular component: site of double-strand break. Gene Ontology annotation, molecular function: NAD+ poly-ADP-ribosyltransferase activity. The transcript is spliced from 12 exons. NCBI's taxonomy places the organism in Eukaryota, Metazoa, Chordata, Mammalia, Dasyuromorphia, Dasyuridae. The record is from RefSeq and is a predicted model, not a curated record. The coding region runs from base 973 to 2565 and encodes 530 amino acids.